Messenger RNA from Polistes canadensis, 1261 nucleotides. RefSeq lists its product as uncharacterized. The transcript is spliced from 3 exons. The record is from RefSeq and is a predicted model, not a curated record. Bases 265 to 840 code for a protein of 191 amino acids. NCBI's taxonomy places the organism in Eukaryota, Metazoa, Arthropoda, Insecta, Hymenoptera, Vespidae.
UUUAAUUAACAAUAAAUGAAACAAACGAAUAAGAAUUAGUUUUCAAAUACGAACGUUGAAAUUUGAAAAAUUUCCUAAGAAAGAAACAAAAGACAAUCACACAUUUAGAUCUGGUGAAAUUAGUCUUUGCGUUUCUAUAAAUGGUGUUGCGCAUUAAUUAGAUUUCUUUAUUACAAAAAUCAUUAAAAUCUUAUUAUAAUUAUUUUAAAAAGUGUUAAGCCAUAUCCUGAAUUAUUUCUAAUCGUUCAGACAAGGUGAGGAAACAUGGAAAUGAUAGCCAUUACAACCGAUUCAGCACACAUUUUCCCAUUGGUUUUAGACUCAAUAAAUGAAAAAGCAACAUACAUAUGUAUAAAACUAAAUAAGAUAGAAAGACGCAUUCAGAUAAUAGAUAAUGGUAUAGGAUUAUUUGUACCCAGCUUUCCAGACUUACAUGAUAUUGAAUUGGCUAAUAAUAUUAAGGAUUUGUCUUCUUUUAUAAGAUUAAGACACCAUAAUUUGAAAGUUGCAUUUAUGCAAUUUUAUCGCAUUUUGCUUACAUCUAAAUGUGAGGGUUCUAAAAAUACAUAUACAAAGAUCUUUGAGAAAGAGAUGAUUAUGUUAAGAGAUGAAAUAGAUCGACCAAUAAAUGGCACAACAUUAACUUUAUAUGAUUAUAUUAUAUCUCCGGAAAGUCACAAACAAUUAAUGUAUUUAAUAUGCCUUCUAAUUGCAAACGUUUCUUUAAAUAAUCCUCAGGUAAUAAACUAUUCCACUAUUAGAUUGUACCAAAAUUAUCUUUUGGCCCAUUGUACUUGGCUGAUAAAUAAAUAUCCCAUUUUUCUGUCGCUAUUUCAAUAGAUUACUUUCAUAAUUAAUGACGAAGCAUAUUGUCAUUUAAAAAUUGAACAAAACACAAAUUCUUGGCAAACAUUCCAAAAUAUAUAUGGAAAAUAUAUUUUUCUAGAAUAUACAUGGAUGAUACCAUGUAUCAAUUUAUUAUCUACUCAAUACCAUGGUUACAUUGGAUUUAUUAAAAACAAAGUAAAAAAAAUGCACUACAUUUACUUAAAUAAUAAACCAGUUUAUUGUCAUCAUUUUGUAAACCAAAUUCUGAAUUAUUUCAUCCAAAAUUAUUAUUACCUUUUCAAAACAAAAUUGGCCAGUGAAAAUAUAUUUUUUUUGCUUUUUAUUAAUUGCCCGUUAAUGGAUAUUUCUAUUGAUGUAAACGAAAGUAUACUAACUUAUAAGUUAGACAAAAUACAUGAAGUUGUAAAAAGCA